Aphidius gifuensis is the source of this 2142-nucleotide messenger RNA. RefSeq lists its product as uncharacterized. The record is from RefSeq and is a predicted model, not a curated record. Lineage: Eukaryota; Metazoa; Arthropoda; Insecta; Hymenoptera; Braconidae. The coding region runs from base 1 to 2142 and encodes 713 amino acids. The transcript is spliced from 10 exons.
AUGAAACUCAUAAACUUAAUAUUUAUUGUGGUUUCGAUAAAUUUGAUAAGUUAUGAAGUAUCAACAACGGCAAUUGGUGAUGUUGAAGAAGUUUACACAUUAUUCAUGAAUAUAUGGACAAGAGUUGAUGAAGGAAUUAAAGAAGCAAAUACUGGAGAAAAACCAAAAUAUCAAGCAACACCAUUUGGCGAUAAAACAUCAUCAAUGCUUGAAGCCAUGAUUGACAAAGUUGAUGAAAUUUCAGUACAAUUGGAAGCUAUAAACAAUCGUGUGAUGGAAAAAUUACAAGAACUACAGGAUGAUAUUAAAGCGAUACCAGAUAAAGUACUGAAAGAUCAGUUACUCACACAACUGUCACAUCUUGUAAAAUCAAUAAAAACAAGCUACAAGGAAGUUAAAAAAUUAGGAAAUAAAAGAAUAACAAAAGGAAAAGCUAGAUUUAUAAUUGAUAACUUUGAUGAAAGAACCACAAAAGAAAGAUGUGAUAAAAGAAAUUCACCUCAACAAUUUAUUUAUCAAUUAUACUUGACACUUAUUUCAACUGAAAUUAUUGGAUAUUCAGCAUUGGCAUAUGGUUUUGGUGUCAAUGAACUACUUAAUCCAGAUGAGAAAGCUGAUAUUGAAAUUGAAACAGUUAUUGAUGAUAUAGUAGAUAGAAUUUACCGUUAUAGUUUAGCAUUCAGUAAAGCAAUCCCAAAACUUUCAUCUCAUUUUAGAACUUGUGAUAAUCCAGGAACACAUAAACGUGAUGUAACAUUCACAGAGUUCUCAGGUCUCUACCAAAAAGUUCUUUUAUCAGAAUACACAAUGAGACACAACGACUCUUUGUUAUGUGAAAAUUGGUGUGAAUACAGCGAAAGUGCUAAUUCGCGGUGUUAUGGACGUCCAAGUCCAAGAAGUAAUUUGAUAACAGAACCAGAACGAUCGACUCCAUGGAUUAAUCAAGUACCCAAAAAUAUAUGGUCAUGUACAACAAACUUGAAUUGUGCUGGUAAAAUUCAUUCGUGCAGAAGUAUGAAGGCCGUUAGAUAUUGCAUGGAUAAAAAUUAUACCCACAGACGUUAUAAAUACAUAGGGAAUACAGAAAAUAAUGAUCGGUGGGGCCAAUGGACCAGUGACUGUGAAGUUUAUGACUAUUGGGAUAGUAUUAAAGUCACCAGGUUCGAUUAUUGUUUAUAUUGCUUGUGUACAUGCGAUGAUGAUACUUGGAAAGCUCCAUUUGCUGUUAAUGUAGUUAGUUUAUUGCCAUCACGAAGUAAUACAUCGAAUAAUAUGGUUGUUACUGGUAUGCGAAUUAAAGUACAUGAUAAAAUUCUUCAUAUACAAGUUAAACAGGGUGAAAUAAUUGACAAUUAUCACAUUUUACCUCACAAAUUAAGAAAAAAUACGCAAAAAGGUAUGAAGGCAAAGCGUGUUGAAAAUUGGAUACGUUUGCCAAGUAUGCACGAAGAUGUUCGUAAUGCUCGUAGAUAUAAUAGUUCACAAAAUUUACGUGAAGAUGUUGAUUUUGUUGCAUGGCAUUGGAAUGAUAAUGCAUUCAAUUUAGAUGAAGUUUCUAUUCCACCUGGACGAGUUCUUACUGGAGUUAAAUUUGGAUUGAUUACAUUGAAGGAAGGUAAUAAAAAAAAACGUAUUCAAGUAGAAGCUGAAUCAAUGGAAUACGAUCAUACAACUGGUAAAUUAAUACAGAAUACUGAACUAUGGACAAAACCUGAACUUAAAAAUCAUGACACCGAAUUGUAUUUUGAAAAGGAUCUUCCUAUAAAUUCAGACCAACCAACAAUACUUGAUUCACAAACAAAUCAAUAUGUUAUACCCAGUAUAAGUGAUGAAUGGAAAGAUGCUGGACAAUCAGUACUUCCAUUUUUCGAUGCACAAACUGUAGGUUGUAGACCAGAAGCACCACUUGGUGGUAUUGGUUUUCAUCAUCGUGGUGCAGCUAAAGAAUCUGAGGAUUCUGGAUUUUUGGGACUGACGGCUCAUACAGUUGAUUAUUCUAGUUAUUUGAGAACAAGUGCAGAAAAAUAUGCUGAAAUGCGUGGGUUAAAAGAUGAUGAUCAAGAAGAUAAAAAUAAUAAACAAGGUGAUGAUGAUUAUGAUCAAAGUCAUGAUGAUGCUUAUGUUUUAUAUAAUGAUGAUUGA